Trichomonas vaginalis G3 is the source of this 1551-nucleotide messenger RNA. RefSeq lists its product as uncharacterized. Gene Ontology annotation, molecular function: nucleic acid binding. The transcript has a single exon. NCBI's taxonomy places the organism in Eukaryota, Parabasalia, Trichomonadida, Trichomonadidae. The record is from RefSeq and is a predicted model, not a curated record. The coding region runs from base 1 to 1551 and encodes 516 amino acids.
AUGAAGAAGAAUUCGGCCGAUCACGGCCAAAAAAACGAAGGACGCUUUCCAUGGGUAUUUAAAACAGAGGGAAGCAUUCAUUAUUUCAAAAAAUGCGAGAAAAAAGUCAUUUAUUUCUCUGUAAAAGAAGUUGACGUCAAAAAGAUUGCUGAAGAUGUAUUUAACUCAACUGUUUUAGGUGUCGGUAUUGAUUUAUCGCCAAAUGGAUCUGUUAGAGUGAUUUCAAUUUGUAGCAAAACUUACGUUUUUGUUAUCUCGAUAAAUAAUGGUUAUAUCAUCUCAGCUUUAGGAUCAUUCCUUAGCUCUCUUAAUAGCAAAUUACUUGUUGGCUAUAAUAUCGAUAGAAAUCUCUCUGCACUCAAAACAGCGCAUGGAAUAACAUUAAACGUUAAAGAUUUACUUUUGGACCCAGAAUAUUCUGAUGGUAUCAAAGCAAUGAUUGAUGAUUCUGAAAUAAAGGAAGUUUUUAAACGCGGAGAACUCGAUAUUCAAAAUGUUGCAAAAUUUGAGACAUUAUUUUCACUUUCCAAUCAAGUAAUGACCGCUAUUACAUUCCCUGCAGUGUUAUCCUACUACUAUAUCACCUCAAAUGAAGGAAAUAGGCAAGAAGCGAUUCCAUUACCACAUAAAGACUUAUUAAGUAAUCGUGAAAUCAUAUACAAAGUUCCAUUUGCAUUACUUCCUCCUGAAAAGCCAAAAAUUAUUCACAAAAUUACUCCAAUUAACAAUACAAGUUCAGAUUCAAUGCAAACAAACAAAACAUCAAUAUCAUCACAACCAGCGUUAGACUCUACAUCUCUUAAGAUCUCUUCUCCCGAUCCAAACUACAAACCACCAGCACCAAAAACAUUUGACAUUGAUUUACAGAAAACUAUGGAAGAACGGCCGACAAUUGCAUUACAGCGUCAAAGUCCCGUUUCAACUCCCCUUGUUAUCACUCGAAGAUCCUCAAUUCCAAAAUUACAUACGGAAACUCCUCCUCCCCCUGAUGUUAAACCAGUGACAGAAGAAGGCAAGAGGCACAGGAAGGAGAGUUUGCCCUCAAAUUCUGCAAAACCAAUAAUAGUGAAGUAUAAAAGAAGAAUUUCCACAAACAACGAUAAAAACUGCCCAAUAUGCAACAAGCAGCAUACAACAAGCGUUGCCGUCGGUAUACACAUUGUUUCUGACCAUGGAAUCGAGUUCCAGGUCGUAAAUAAUUUCAAGCGAGUCGGAUGUCCGAAUUAUGUUUGCGCCCUUUGUAAUCAAUAUAUUCCAUCGAUCGAGAUGUUCAUUACCCACAUUGUGGACUCACAUACUCAAGAAUUAUAUGAAUUUUUCAAAUCGAUCGAAAUUCCUGAGAAAAAAGAAGAAGUUCUCGAAUUUAUUUCAAACCUUGCAGCAUCAGCAGUCGGAACAAUCUCGGAAGAAGUUUUUAAUGAUCUCAAAAAGAUGGAACUUAAUCUUGUCAAAAAAGGACAGAUGAAUAAAGAACUCAAAUGCUUGGCUUGCAACGAGACAUUUGAAACUCACACAGAACUUCUAAUGCACUGCUGGACUAGUCACAAUUAA